AUGAGCGAGAAAUGGAAAGACUCCAAGACGAUGGCAUGGGCUUGUGAGCAAGUAAAUAGUCUACGACACUUCCAGCAGCACUCACGACUCCACUUUAUUGGGCAGUGGAAAACACGGGCGCAUGACAUAUUCAAGGCUUGGUUUGCAGCACACCCCUCCUGGAACCACGGCGCCCUCGCCCAGCAGGUUCUAUUUGCGCACAUCGACAUGGACGCCUUUUUUUGUAGUGUUGCGCUGGCGAAGGAGGAGAAUGCGCACCUGCGGGACAAACCCGUAUGUAUUGCCGCAGGAAAAGGCAACAGUGACAUUUCAUCGAGCAAUUAUAUUGCCAGAUCAUUUGGCGUGCGUGCUGGUAUGUAUGUGAAUGCUGCGAAGGAAGUUUGUCCCGAUUUGCAGGUUUUAAGUUAUGACUUGCCACGGUGCGAGGAAGUGAUCAAGUGUCUUUACCGUAUCCUAUUUGAGCUGUCUCCGGAUACGGUGAGCAUUGCCAUUGAGGUUUACAGUAUCGAUGAUGUUAUGAUUGCGUUUGACACAGAUAACCACGAGACGGUGAAGCGUUAUUGCGUCAAUGUCCUUCAUACUUUAGAGAGUGCCACAAACUGUACAGCCUCUUGUGGGAUUGGACCAAAUAUAAUGCUUGCUCGCAUUGCUACACAAUAUGCCAAGCCAAAUGGAGUAUAUUUUAUUCCACCUCAAGAUGUAUCAGGGCUUGUGGCGCAGCUACCAUUUAAUGAAAUUCAUGGAGUCGGCGAAUGUACCAUGGCGAAGUUGCGCCCAUUGUUGCAACCGUAUUUGAAGAAUAUAGACAUCAGCAGUGACGAUGUCCUUUGUUGUCAUGUUCAAAAGCUCUCUAAACAACAGCUCCAACGGGCUCUGGGUCAGAAAUCAGGAGAGAAUUUCUUCAACCUAUGUCGGGGCACUGACACACGCCAAGUAUGCCGAACAGGUGAUGAGGAAAACCGGCGAAUAUUGGGCAAAAAAAAACCUUCAAGUAUCAGCUGUUCCAUGAACUAUGCAGUCAGGCCGCUCACGUUGGAUGAUGUAUGGAGCAUUGUGAAACAGUUACUAGAAGUUGUCUGCAACAAAAUGGAACGGGGCGGUUGCACUAGCUCUGGCCUGCGUGUCACCUUAUUGGAGCGUCAUCCACUGCACCCAAAGGAGACGCAAAAAUUUAUGGGGAGGGGAAGAUGUGUUGAAUUUCACAUUCCCAUUGCCUUUGAAACGCCUUUGAAAAGCUCUGCGCUGGAGCUAAUGCUUUCUCAAGUGAAGGACGCCCUUGCACCGCUGCUUGUUUUUGCACGUCAAAUGACCGAUGAGGAACGGGCGCGGGAGCUUGGUUUAAAAAAUGAUGCCGACUCGAAAAUUAUUUGGACUGUAAGUCUUAAGAGCGUAAGUGAAGUUGUGGUAUCUGACAUUCGUGGGAUGACGAUUCAGGCUACUGGUCUUCAUGCGGUACGAGGUGCGGUGGGUGAGCGGAAGCGCUCAUGCGGUGAGCAGCUUGCUCUUGUAAAUGCCUUUUCAAGGGGCAUGGAGGGGAAACGGCAGUCGUCAGUGGUUCUAUCGAGCUCCUCCACUGAUACCGCUCGUGUGGUGGAGAGCACCUUUGAGUUGUCUGUUGUUGCGGAAUUGAUGGAUUGUGAGGUUGAUGAGGUGUUUAUUGAGAAGUGGAAAAAGGCUGUUAAGGAGGUUAGCGUCCGCAUGGAUUACACGGCAGCCAAAGCUCUCCUUCGCGUUGCUGCUUUUCAGUGCACGACACAAGCAGCACCAUGCGAUUUUAAGCUGCGAAUCUUUCAAGAUCUCGUGGCGUAUGCAAAUACACUGUUACCUGUUCCUGUUGCAUUUGCUUAA
Trypanosoma rangeli is the source of this 1848-nucleotide messenger RNA. RefSeq names its product putative DNA damage repair protein. Gene Ontology annotation, biological process: error-prone translesion synthesis; error-free translesion synthesis. Gene Ontology annotation, cellular component: nucleus. NCBI's taxonomy places the organism in Eukaryota, Euglenozoa, Kinetoplastea, Trypanosomatida, Trypanosomatidae. Bases 1 to 1848 code for a protein of 615 amino acids. Gene Ontology annotation, molecular function: damaged DNA binding; deoxycytidyl transferase activity; DNA-directed DNA polymerase activity. The record is from RefSeq and is a predicted model, not a curated record. The transcript has a single exon.